ACCCAGCCCCCCCCCCCAAAAAAAGCGGAAACCUCAUCGGGCUGCAGUACCUCACAGUUCGAAUGAUCAGAUUGCAGAGACCGGCCCUGUUCCUCUUGAUUCGAAAAGGCCCCCUCCCGCGAUAGCCGUUGCGCCCCCGCUGCCUCUCCCCUCCGCCUGCCGGCUGCCCCGUCUGAUCCAGUAGCCGGAAGCCGCGGCCGCCAGAGCCAAAAUGGCCGCCGGAGUCGCUACGUGGCUGCCCUUUGCACGGGCGGCGGCGGUGGGCUGGCUCCCGCUGGCCAAGAAGACCAUGCCCAAGCCGCCGGUGGACAAGAAGAGCCGCAGCGACGAGAUCCUCUUCGUCAACGUCAGCGGCCUGCGCUUCCAGACCUGGAAGAACACCCUGGACCGCUACCCGGACACCCUGCUGGGCAGCUCGGAGAAGGAGUUCUUCUACAACGAGGACACGCAGGAGUACUUCUUCGACCGGGACCCGGAGAUGUUCCGGCACGUCCUCAACUUCUACCGGACGGGCAAGCUGCACUACCCGCGGCACGAGUGCAUCCAGGCCUUCGACGAGGAGCUGGCCUUCUACGGCAUCGUGCCGGAGAUCAUCGGCGACUGCUGCAUGGAGGAGUACCGCGACCGCAAGAAGGAGAACCAGGAGCGGCUGGCGGAGGACACGGAGGCCGAGAUGGCCACCGACACGCCGCUGCCGCCGGACAGCACCACGCGCGAGCGCCUGUGGCGGGCCUUCGAGAACCCGCACACCAGCACCAUGGCGCUGGUCUUCUACUACGUCACCGGCUUCUUCAUCGCCGUCUCCGUCAUCGCCAACGUGGUGGAGACGGUGCCGUGCCGGCCCAUCAAGGGCACGUCGAAGGACCUGCCGUGCGGCGAGAAGUACUCGCUGGCCUUCUUCUGCAUGGACACGGCCUGCGUGCUCAUCUUCACCUUCGAGUACCUGAUGCGGCUGUUCGCCGCGCCCAGCCGCUGCAAGUUCAUGCGCUCGGUGAUGAGCGUGAUCGACGUGGUGGCCAUCAUGCCCUACUACAUCGGCCUGGUCAUGCCGGAGAACGAGGACGUGAGCGGCGCCUUCGUCACCCUGCGCGUCUUCCGCGUCUUCCGCAUCUUCAAGUUCUCCCGCCACUCGCAGGGCCUGCGGAUCCUGGGCUACACGCUAAAGAGCUGCGCCUCGGAGCUGGGCUUCCUGCUCUUCUCCCUCACCAUGGCCAUCAUCAUCUUCGCCACCGUCAUGUUCUACGCCGAGAAGGGCACCAAGGGAACGAACUUCACCAGCAUCCCCGCUUCCUUCUGGUACACCAUCGUCACCAUGACAACGCUGGGAUAUGGCGAUAUGGUGCCCAACACCAUCGCGGGGAAGAUCUUCGGCUCGAUCUGCUCCCUGAGUGGGGUGCUGGUGAUCGCCCUGCCCGUGCCCGUCAUCGUGUCCAACUUCAGCCGCAUCUACCACCAGAACCAGCGGGCCGACAAGAUGAGAGCGCAGCAGAAAGUCAGGCUCGCCAGGAUCCGAUUGGCCAAGAAGGGGACCACCAACGCCUUCCUGCAGUACAAAGAGGACGGGGGACUGCAGGAUAAUGACAGUGCCAGCACUGCCCUUUGUGUGAAGAACAGGUCCUCCUUCGAGCACCAACACCACCACCUCCUGCACUGCCUGGAGAAGACGACCAACCACGAGUUCACGGACGAGCUGACCUACAGCGAGAUGUGCAUGACGGAGUCGGUGGGCUACCGCACCAGCCGCAGCACUUCCCUCUCCAGCCAGCAGGGGCUCUCCACCUCCUGCUGCCCCCGGCGGGCCAAGAGGAGAGCCAUUCGCCUGGCCAACUCCACCGUGUCUGUCAGCCGAGGCAGCGUGCAGGAGCUGGACACCCUGCAGAUCCAGAAGUCCUCCGGCAGUGCACAGAGCCGCUCCAGUCUAAACGCCAGGACCGAGGACCUGAAGUUCAACUGUGACGACAGGGACUUCACCGCCGCCAUUAUCAGCAUCCCCACCCCUCCGGCGAACACUCCCGACGAGAGCCUGCCGCCCUCUCCGGCGAUCCCGGGGAUCCUGCGCAACUCCCGCUCGGGCGCCUACACCCACGAGACCGUCAAGAUCUCCUCCUUAUAACCCACUCCCGAGCCCCUGGAGCGCCCCCUACUGGCAUGGAGGAGACGGGACGGGACGCUACGAAGCGCCGCUGAAUCUAAAGGAUAAGCUUUUCCGUUGUUCUGGUAACUGCUCCCC
This is a messenger RNA of Anguilla anguilla (European eel), 2230 nucleotides long. It is a transcript of the gene kcnd1, whose product is annotated as potassium voltage-gated channel, Shal-related subfamily, member 1. Gene Ontology annotation, biological process: protein homooligomerization; potassium ion transmembrane transport. The record is from RefSeq and is a predicted model, not a curated record. The transcript has 6 exons. The coding region runs from base 212 to 2113 and encodes 633 amino acids. Gene Ontology annotation, cellular component: membrane; voltage-gated potassium channel complex. Gene Ontology annotation, molecular function: A-type (transient outward) potassium channel activity; protein binding. NCBI's taxonomy places the organism in Eukaryota, Metazoa, Chordata, Actinopteri, Anguilliformes, Anguillidae.